Messenger RNA from Diachasma alloeum, 3432 nucleotides. RefSeq lists its product as uncharacterized. Bases 559 to 3354 code for a protein of 931 amino acids. The transcript has 2 exons. NCBI's taxonomy places the organism in Eukaryota, Metazoa, Arthropoda, Insecta, Hymenoptera, Braconidae. The record is from RefSeq and is a predicted model, not a curated record.
UUCAUAAUUCGAUAAACAUUCCUUGGAACACACGAUCUCGUCCUCAUAAGAGUAUCCCCUUGACAUCCUCAAUUUCUUCAAUAUCUCAUCAUUCCAAUAAUUCUCAUAAUCGACCUAAAACCAGUCAACCCCCUCCCCCCAAAUAUAACAAUGAUGAUAAAUGAAUAUAAAGGAAUGGGCGAAAAACGAUAAUAAAAUUUUCAGUACAAAUUUAAUGAACAAUUCAAUCGAAUUUCUAUGAAAUCGGUUCAUACGCGUACUGGAAUAAUGUGUUGUCCAUAAAACUCUCAAAGAGAAUCAAAGAGUCUAACCUCAAAGUGCUCUACUCCAGUGAUGUCAUAUAGCUGCUGAAGUGUUAGAAACUCCGGAGGCAUUUUGUGAUGCUCCAACCUUUGAUCUUCUCCACUAUCAUCCAUAUACCAGGCUCGUACCAUUUUGAAUUUCGACAGCUUGAAACCAGUUGCUUGAAAAUCUUGCGAAUCGUUCAAAAACCUCGGGUCCUACUAGUUGGUUAUGUGAAUUUCUAACGACUUUAAUUCAAACUUGACAAGCAGAAUAAUGAUGGACCAAAUGGAUGAGUUUUACCAAAAAAUUCAGACAUUUUUAAUAAAAAAGGAUCCUGAAGUAGGAAAAUUAAAAUUCUUAUCAUCAAGGACGACAGAGGAGAGCGCUAAACUCAUCGAGGAGAUCAUCACUGCUAUGGGCUCAAUAUUUGAAGCUUGCAACAUCCCAAUCAAAGAGGGAAUAUCAACGUGUAACAUGAAAUGCAUUGAGGCACUAAAGUACUUUAUUCUAAAUACGAAUUUCAAUGCCCAGGAAUUUCUCCAGGACGACCUCCUUCACGGUCACUUGGUUGACAUGUGCCCUCCGUUGUCUCCGUACCUCUUCAUCGAGCUCAUUUGGUUUCUAGAAUACGACCAAGUCCUGGCCGAGUCGAUUCUGUAUUUACCACUUGAUCUUUGCAUUGAAAUUUUGGAGAUUCUACGACGAUGUGUUCACAUGUUGGACUUCCCGAGGGGCUUCAAUUUCUUAGUAACCCUCGCCAAAAACAGUUACAUAAAAGUAUUAACUGUUAGAGAUGCUGGAACUCAAUCGCAGGAUUUUGAAGUAAAUCUCGAGAGUCUAAUAAUUAACUACCAAGAAAUUUUAACUUUAUUGACAGAUAAGAAGUGCACAAGGUUGUUGGAGGUCUCCGAAAUAAAAAGGAGCGAACGUUAUGGAUAUAUCCUUCGAGAGAUUUUACAAUUAACAACAAAUUGCUUAGAGUUCAGUCAGAGAGAAUUUAGAGUUGAAUCUGAAAGAGAAAAAUUAUAUAAAAUCACUUUUGGUCGAGGAACUCUUCAAAGAUGUGACGCAGAAACUGCAAUGAGGCACAUAAAAUCUCUAAACCUCGAAUUGUUCAAUGUUCUCUUGAAGAAAGUUAAGAAGAUUAACUGUAACAUUUAUCUAGACUGGGCAUCGUUGGAAGCUGAUGGGAACCCUUGUGCGUCCCUGCAACAGAUGAUAGGCAUUGAAUGCUUCGAUUUAAUACAAUUCAUAAAAAUGAACAAUAUUGAAGCUCAGGAUCAUCUCGUAGAAUGUCUCCAGCAGUUAUCAGUAAAACCAGAAUCCCUCAACUACUGUACAACGAUGAACUUGAUGGAAUUAUGUGAAGGAGUGGAAAAGGGAAAUCAUUAUUGCCUUAAACAACUAUUAAUUCAGCGCAAUAAUUGGGACCACUCUGUCUUCGAUGCAAUCCGCAAAAAAGUCGAUCUAUUCGAUAGAGAUGAUUUUGUCAAUCUUCUGGAGUAUUUAACUGAAUUAAUGGUGAAAGAUGGAUACGAAGAGCACAAGCAGAUGGUUUACAAUAUAGUAACUCGAGUCUUUUUCUUUCAAAAACUCAAGGAUUUGUACGAAAUUACAUUGGAAUACAUUCUGAAGCACAAUGCAGAAAAUAUUUUGGAAUCUAUUCAUACUGAAAAAAUGUUCGUGGCAUUCAUACUGAAGAAUCCUGACUUCAAAACUCCAAAUAAGUUGAAGAUAGUUCUUUUUUUUUUACUCAAAAAUUCUCAAAAGUUUCUGAUGAUUUUGAUAAGAAUUUGCAUUGGAUCAGAGGAGUACAGUAACAUUAUGAUAAAUCCAGAUGACUUAAUUCUCCUCUCUCCAAUAAUGACCAUGCUUAAUGAAACUGGAAAGUUAGUUCUAUCAUGUUUGUUGAAAAUUUCUCUCGAUAAAGAUGAAUUCACACCCAUUAAAUUUUCUAAUUUUAUCGACUCAAUGCUUAAGCACAAUAUCUUUACACCUGAUGAAUUGAUCCACACGGUUUACAUACCCUCGAUUGAAACCCCAUAUUUACCAGUCUCAACAGUUAGAUCAACACUCAAUAAUAUCCGUCAAAUUCUUGUAACAUUGAACAAUGUUAAUCUUGAAUUGUUGCUCAAGUCAUUGGCGAAAAAAAUGUCACAAUUACGCAAUGACAGAACUAUUUCCAAGUAUCUCAAGAAUGAAAUACUAACCGUGACCAUAAGAAUAGUACAGACAGUAUUACGUACACGUGAUAAUUGGUUUGAAGAUGCUGACAACAGAGAUUGGAUUAUUGAGCUUGAAGCAUUGCUUCAGCCUGUAGAUAAAUUUUAUUUUUCCAAGCUCUUUAAUUCAUCAGAGUACUUCGAUAUUACUGAGAUAAUUGAUGAUUAUUUAAGGCAGACAAAUACAAUUAUACAAAAAGCAAUACCCGCGAUCGAAGCAGCCUCAAUUUACAAAUUAAAUUUAGAAAAAGAAAUAAUGAAACACCUAAUUCUUACAUGUACAGAGUCUGAGUACGUGAGAAUAGCAUCUGAAAUAACAGUAAUUCACUGGGGUUAUUUCAAAUACGCUGAUGAGGUCGAGGGUUUCGAUAAUAUUAUGCAAAUAACGAUUGAAGCUUGCGAAUAUUGUUUAAGAGCCUCGGAAACAAAACCCGAUUACUUUGGCUGCCUCAUCAAAUCGUUAUCAAAAUUCGUAAAGGGUUUAAUUCAUUUAGAAUUGGAAAUUGAUAAGCAAUUACUCUUCAGUUCAUUCCUCAAUAAUUUCAGAAAAUUGAAUGUGAGUGUGAAAGGUACGGAGUAUGAGCAUUUCUAUAAUGAGACAGUAAUGAGGAUGAAUAAUCGGCCAAGUAAUGAGUCAGCCAUUGAGUCAUUAGCGGAAGUUAUUAGCUUUGUAAGCAGCUUUGGUGAUAAGUGCUUGAAGCCACUAAUUGGAAAAAAAUGUGAAUCUAAAGGAGUUUUAAAAGAAGAAAUUUGUCAGAAUUUCAUUUCCAUGUGUCUUAUUGCAUCGUUCGAUAAUCAAUCCUGCAUUAUAAGGAGAGUAAAGGAUUUAUUUCUCUCUACUCAAUGAUGUUACCUAUUAAGCUGUCAGAAAUUUCUGAUUUCUUUUGUACGCUUCGGAUAAUUAAUAAAUGGACGUAAAUCUCGA